Molecule: messenger RNA, 5501 nt
Organism: Poeciliopsis prolifica (blackstripe livebearer)
Lineage: Eukaryota; Metazoa; Chordata; Actinopteri; Cyprinodontiformes; Poeciliidae
Product: probable G-protein coupled receptor 21
Exons: 1
Coding region: 875-2104 (409 amino acids)
Biological process (GO): G protein-coupled receptor signaling pathway
Cellular component (GO): membrane
Molecular function (GO): G protein-coupled receptor activity
Source: RefSeq, a predicted model, not a curated record
UUUUGUGGCUGAUGAUUGGUUGGAGGCACUGAGACUGGGAGGGGCUUCAGUGCUGCUGUUUCUGUAGACAGAGGCAGAAGGAGGGAGACAGAGUGUGAGAGAGACGACAGAGCAGGACAAAUGAACACAGAGGGGUUCUCCCAGCAUCGGUAUGCCUGCCUUUCACAUUUCAACUCCAGACGAAGUUGCUUCUCUUGAGGCGGGAAAUAAACCUAUGGGUGUGUUUUACUCCACCUCUGUGAGGACUGUUUUUUGACUUCUAUAAUACUACACUCUGCUGACUUUGAACCAGCGUACAGUGACCUGCUGGGAUCUUACAGUGAAGGACCAAAGAGAAGCUGACACUCCAAUAAAUGCAGAUGGAAGCCUGGUGAAAGAAGAAGUGAAGAAGAGCCAGAAAAGUGGGAAAGUGGUUUGAAGGACAGCAUAAGAAUCAGAUUAUGCUUAAUCAUUCCCUCAAUAUGCAGUUCUUUAAACAAUGACUUUUCUCUGGAGGAUUUAACAGUGACCUGAUGGACUACAAAUUGGUAGGAGCUACAGCUUGAGAUUUCUGGAUUUGCAUCUGACAUUGAGGAUCUCAACAUUCAUAAGAGUCACAUUCUUCCUCUGUGCCUUUACCUGGGAACCUUCCGACAAAGGUUUUUACCUUACUUGUACUGUAACCGCACCAGCUCUGAGGACAACACCAGGGAACUUUUUGACACCUUUAUCUGCCCUUUCAACCCUUCCUGUGUUUGAAAUGGAGCAUGGGGGUCUUUGUUUGGACUGAAAUCAAACUGCUGAUAAAUACAGCCGGGCUACUAGGGUUAAUAGUAGCUUUUUGGAUUUAUUGUACCCUGUAAGAACCCCCUUAUGUGUUUUACUGCCUGAGAUCAUGAAUUCCUCUCUGGAUUCCCUGAACCAAAGCUCGCUGGACUCAAAUUUAUCCACUCCCUUUUGCUUACUUGAAAUUGCCUAUUCCCAAAUUUUUAGCACAUGCCUCCUUGAGGUAUCUGUCAUCCUCCUCCUCACUAUCCUUAUUAUCUGUGGCAACCUGGUGGUGAUAUUUGUGUUUCACUGUGCUCCUUUGCUCAGCCAGCACACCACCAGUGCUUUUAUCCAGACUAUGGCUUAUGCAGAUCUGUUAGUGGGAGUCAGCUGCCUCUUCCCCUCCCUGUCUCUGCUUCACCAUCUGCAGGGAUUGGAUCCCAAACUGACCUGCCAGGUGUUUGGGUACAUGGUUUCAGUUUUGAAAUCCGUUUCAAUGGUGUCCCUCGCAUGCGUGAGUGUAGACCGCUAUAUCGCCAUCACACGGCCUCUGACUUAUUCAUCUCUGGUCACUCCUUGUCGAGUGCGCUGCUGCAUCGCUCUAAUAUGGUUCUACUCUGCUUUGGUGUUCCUUCCAUCUUUUCUUGGGUGGGGGAAGCCUGGCUAUCAUGGAGACGUGGUCGAGUGGUGUGCAGUCGAGUGGAGGACUAGUCCGGCUUUCACGACCUUCAUCGUUGCUCUGCUCUACGCUCCAGCUGCUCUCACAAUUUGCUUUACAUACGCCAACAUCUUUAAGAUCUGCAGACAGCACACUCGGGAGAUCAGCGAGCGCCAUGCUCGCUACAGACCACAACAACAGCAAGGUCCCAGACUGACUGGUGGAGCGGUCAUGAAAGAUUGCACCAUGGUAGAGCAAGAGCAGCUUCCUCAAUUGUCCCAAUCGCAGAAGACCCAGCACCACCAGCCUCAGUAUCAGCAGUCUACUUACCCUGACAAGCGAUACGCUAUGGUAUUGUUUCGCAUAACCAGUGUGUUCUACAUCCUUUGGUUGCCCUACAUCCUGUACUUCCUGUUGGAGAGCGGAGGAAUAUACCACCACCCUGCAGUCUCGUUUCUUACGACAUGGUUGGCUAUCAGCAACAGCUUCUGCAACUGUCUCAUUUACAGCCUUUCCAACUCAGCAUUUAGAAAGGGCCUGAAACGCCUCUGCUCCUUCUGCCUGCGGCGUGGUGGCGAUGGCUUCGGAGUUGGGAAAACCAAAAAGGCGUUUGUUGGCUCGGUUGAAAAGGGAUGCACAAAGCAGUGGUAUGGAAAUGACAAUGGAGACAUGAGAGUUGGCACAACAUGUCAUGUGUAGUUCAGAUGGAGAGGAAAACACAGAGCUAAAAUGAAGUUUCGGCUCUUCACAUCUUUUAAAAUCUGCAGAUGGAAGAAGGUGUCGUCGUGAUUGUGCUUUUUCUGACUCUCCCUUGACAAGCCAGCAAAGGUAGAGAAUAAGAAUGAAAAGCAUUGUAAUUUGAAAAGAAAAAAAGUCCAUAUUAGCCUUUCAAGGUGUUUCGUUUGAUGAUGUGAACACAAGUUCAUAUGGACAGGAGGCUGACAGAUGGGAGGGUUCUGGUAUGAACAAGAAGAAGGUCUCUAUGUCCUCAGUGGGAGUAAAUUCUUUAAACAUUGGACAUAAUGUUUAUCUGCUGAUGCUGUUUUUGGAACUGAAUACUUGAUUUUGUCCAAACAACCAAAUGAUGCUAGAAGCAGAAAGUUCUCAUGAAAAGUUUUACGAGCUUUGUUUGGAGCAACGUGAUAUUCGACAAUUUGUCGCGUUUCACUUAAAAAGGAAAAAAAAAAAAGAAAAGAUGUCAGUCCAGUCAGGUCAAGGAUCUGAUGUGAUUAAAUGAGACUGUCUGUAAAGAGCAAGCGUAGUCAAACUGAUCUUUAAAUAAAUGUAAUUUAUUGAUGCUGUUAAAAUGUCUGUUGAAAAUGUGGGUUUGCACUGUGCACCUGUUAUUUGCGAAAAGGACUUUGUAGUAAGACUGCACAACUGCCAAAAAAUCAAAUGUAGGGUUCAGUAACAUUCAUGCUGAAAGAGUCACAAUCAAAAUAUAAGUCAUUAAUAAAAUAAAACCAUUCUUUGAUAAAUUAUUUGACAUUUCAAUUGACGAUACUGUCAAAAUCUCUCAAUAGUAUUCCAAUAUUUGUGUAAUUCUUUUGGGUUUUAUGCUAAUCAGUGAAAAUGAUUUAACAAACAUUUUCACUGUUUGCUAAAAUCAAACAGUGAAAAUGUUCUAAAACGAAAUAAUAAAAUGCUUUAAUUAAUCAAUUACUGAAAAAAAUAUGAUGUAAAUAUUUCAUUAUUUAUUUAUUUAUUCAAUUUUUAACCUUUAAAAACAUAAAGGGUUAGGGCUAGGGGUUAGGCCUAACCCUAACCCUAUAGGGUUAACCCUAACCCUAUAUCUACUGGUAGUUACAUGUACCUUAUUUGAUUUGGAAGAGAGCAAACGUCUCAAGAAAAUAUGGACCUAUAUGAUUGUGAAAGUAUGCAAAACCACUCGUAGAUUGGUGUGAGACUUGAAGAUUUGUGUGCAUGUUAGUACUGUCUUUUAUGUACAUUAGUAUAAACAAAUUGUAGGAAAAAAAAAACAUUUAAAGGAGCUUAAUUGUUCAUUUCCACUUGUCAAGGUAUGUGGUUUGAGCUUUCAAGACUUGUUCGUCAAAGUAAACAUUCCUUAGUUUUAUAUCUCUUCUGCAGUAAUGUGCCAAAGAAGGUCCAAUUUUGUCUCUAAGUGUGAUAUUUGCAAUAUGAGUGAUUUUACCAAAAAUAUUUUCCACUGUCUACUGCACUGUGUCGCAUCGGUGAUGCCUUGUGUGCAUGUCUAAGACUGUUUCUGAGCAUAUUGUGAUAUAAAGUUGCCUUUGUUUAAAAACUAGAAACAAUACGUCAACUGUUGGGGAAAAGUGGUUUUCUUUAACAGCAAGUGAGGGCUAAAAUAAAAGGCAUGUGACUGUUUUUAAAUGAUUCAGCUCCAGAGGCAAGCUUUAGUUUUACUCCUUUGGUAGCUAAAGAAGUUAAAGUGUUUGUGUUGCUUCAGGUAUUCAAAGCAGUUGUCUUUUUUUUUUGUUUGCUUCAACUUCAGGAAAAAAAAACAUGUAGAUGAACCCUUCAAACUGUUUAUUUUCUGUCUUGAACUUGUAUUUCUGUGUGAUUGAAGCACAAUGGAGACAAAAAUGUGUGCAGAUAGGCACUGGCUCGACCAUUGGCUGGACUCUGACUGUUCAAUGUUUUUUGGUCUCAUUUAUUGUUGUACCUGUUAGAUGUCUGAAAUAAUUAGUGGUUUUAUUUGUAAAACAUUCCAAAACUAGUACACCUAUACCAGUUUGUAUCAUCUUCUGUGCUACUAUCUUAAUAUUUUCCUGUUUACAGAAAAUAUCAAAUUGAAUGUUUAUCAGAGAACAUUUGUAUAGUUGAUUUCUUUUUAAUUACCAAGCUCAGUUUGUUCUCAGAAGUAAAAAAUGUUGUGCGGCCUACAUAAACAACCAGUUUUGUCUUAUGUUUUUUUCCUAUUGAAGUGUAGGUUUUGUGGUGUUUCUGCUCCAAACGUAGUCAUUUUGACCAUUUUAGUUUGGAAAGAUUCAGUACAAUAGCCGCUUAUUUUACUGCCCCUUUAAAACAAUAGAUGUUUGAAGACAAUCCAUGAUGCCUAAAAGUGCUCCCCGUUGGUCACAUACACUCAUUCCCUUCUUCCUGUGGGGAAAACAAUCAACCUACAUGUUCUCACGGGAAUGACAUUGGUGGCUGGGAGGAAAUUUCCAUGCCCUCAAAAAUUAAGCAUGUUUCGAGCUUGGAGAGCUCAUGAUGCAAAAAAAGUAGUAAAAAUAAUAACCAUAUGACUGAUAACCAUAUAAUCAAACCAAUUCAAACAAGAUUGACUUGCAUAAACAGCGUCUCUGUUGUAUUUCCAGAAACUUAAGGUAAUUUUCUUUUUAUUUGUAACUAAAAAUGCUUGAGGUGGUUGCAUCUUAUCCAGCAGAAUCGCACUUGCUGCAUUUUUUUUUUUUUUUUUUUUACCUCUUCUGGCGUAUUCCAGAGUUGGCAAACCAUUUUAAGUGGAUCAGCAGUACUUGGACUGAGACGACCUAGAAUUUUUAUCUGUCAUGGAAAUGAGUCCAAACAAAGUAGCUUGGGUCAAAAACUCCAUGAAAUAUUAAAGUUUAAAGCUGCAGAUUUUUUUUUUCCUCUUUGUGUAUUUCUGUAGAACUAAACCAUUGUUGUCUAAUAAGCCACACAAUAAUCUCAAAUUCAAACUUAUAAAAAGAUAAACGGCUAAAAUAUACGAAUACUAUUUCUCAACAGACAACAACAGACUGCCAAUUUAACAUUGAAGAGAGGAGAUUCAUCUUGUUGGUUUUUAUAUUUUUUUUCUUAUAGUAAAUUCUGUAUACAAUGAUACCAUGUGAGUUUGAGACUUCAAAAUCUCCUUGUUCACCACAGACAAAACAUGGCAUAUUUCAAACAUAAGGGGUGUUCAGUUUAUUAUUACAUUGUUGGAAAGAUAUCUGCUUUUAUUUAGACUGUGAAUGUUGGGUUAACAUGUUUAUUUAUGCUGUUGAUGAAUGUGAGUGAGACUUCUGAUUACAUGACGCCCUGUAUGCGAUAUGGUUUUGUAAAUAAUAGAUGUUGUUUGUCUGUGCUAAACAAAUAAAUAUGAUUUUAUCAAAGUGUUCUCAAAUUAUUUUGAAAAGAUUAGGUCAAAUGUUUG